Messenger RNA from Papaver somniferum (opium poppy), 1101 nucleotides. RefSeq lists its product as uncharacterized. The transcript is spliced from 7 exons. The record is from RefSeq and is a predicted model, not a curated record. Bases 1 to 1101 code for a protein of 366 amino acids. Lineage: Eukaryota; Viridiplantae; Streptophyta; Magnoliopsida; Ranunculales; Papaveraceae.
AUGAGAGAGCUAUUCGGGGUGACUGAUGAUGAUCCUUUCAAUGUUCAAAAGAAAAAUCAGAUGAAAGAUGCGCAAGUUGAGGUUAAUGAUAUUCGGAUGCAAUUGAUUACAAUGUUGAAACAAAAGUCUAGAAAUCAAUGGCUGGUGGAGGGGGCUAGUAAUACUAGUUUCUUUCAUAAUAGCAUUCGUAUGAGGAGGAGGAAGGAUUCUCUUUUUGAUAUUGAGCAUGAUAGUAUAUCUGUUGAGGAGAGUGACUUUAUGGAUCACUUGCCUUCUGUGAAGGAGAUUCAUGAGGCUAUUUUUGGCUUGGGAGCGGAUAGUGCUCCAGGUCUGGAUGAGUUUGCUGGUUUUUUCUAUAGGGAAAGAGGUGCUAAUACUCUUAAGAACUUCAGACCAAUAGGUCUUAAUAAUUUCUUUUUCAAGAAUUUUACUAAGAUUCUAGCUACUCGUAUGGGAAGUGUUUUGGGUAAUUUAGUUUCGGAAGAGGAAGUGGCCUUUAUGAAGGGUAGAAAUAUCCAUGAGAAUAUCAGUUUGUGUUAUUUGGAGUUUGUGUUAGCUAUCUCUACCUUUAUGUGUAGUAAACUUCUUGCUGAUGUUCUUCAAAAUGCUUCAGAAAUGGUGAAUGAGCUUCAGAUUAAGCGCAAGGAGGGUAAUGUGGGUUUAAAGCUUGAUAUUACACAAGCUUUCGACACAAUCUUGCAGAUUCUAAAAUCAGCUAGAAUUUUUGCCCUUGUUAAUGGUAGCCCUGAAGGUAACAUGAAAAAUUUGAGGAAUUUGGUUAUUUUACUUGGUUCUUGUCAACGUGCUUCGGGUCAAACCUUCAGUCGUGAAAAGAGCAAGAUCUAUUAUGGAGGAGGCUCUUUGAGGAGGAGGGCAUCCAUUGCUGAUUUUUUUGGCAUGAAUAUUGUUAUUUUUCCAGAUAUAUAUUUGGGGGUAAAGGUUAUGCCGGGUGCGGUUAAAUAUCACCAUGUUAGUAAUGUGGUUGAAAAGAUUAAGGAGCAAUUAACGGGUUGGAAAGGGAGGAUGUUAUCUUUUCAAGAUAGAGUGGUACUUUUCAAAUCGGUGUUUGCGAGCUAUUCUAUACAUAAUAUGGCUGUUUAA